CAGAUGAGAGAAACACGCGGUUUCUCCAAACAGCCCCACGGGUGCAGCACUUCCUCCCACGUGCGCUUUUUCCGCUCCUCCUGCGCGCCGCGGCUGCGGGUACCACUGCGGAUGCGCCCCCCCUCCCCCUCCCCUCUCAGCAUCUCUGCAGACCUCCACGCAGAGGAGGAGCGUGACGCCUCAGAACUGUCCUGAGGAGAAACUUCCAGUCACCUGGAGGAGGUGGUCCCGCGUGGGGGAUCACGCACGAUCGAUUCUUUGACUCCACACUGCGUGCAGCCCCGCAGGAACCUGAGGCGCGCGGGGAGAGGAGCGGGACGGGGACUUUGAGAUGCUGUGACUCCAAACAGCAGCCGGGACGCAGGAUGAAAGACGAGUUUGCUGAGGAGGAGGACGUCCAGUCCUUCGGCUACAAGAGGUUUGGAAUCCAGGAGGGAGCGGAGUGCACCAAGUGUAAGAAUGACUGGGUUUUGAGGGCGGCCAUUGCGCUCCUGUACGUGCUGUGCGCCCUGCUCACUAUAGCGGUGGCGGUCCUCGGAUACAAAGUGGUCCAGAAGAUGGAGAACGUCACAGAAGGCAUGCAAGAUUAUGGAGGCAAGAUCAACGCUGUGGAGACAGACUUAAAGAAACUAGAUUAUCAGACAGGAGAGAAAUCAAUAAAUGCCACCAAUAACAUCAAAACCUUCAAGUCAAAUCUGGAGGCAUUACAAAGCCAACUGCAGAACAUUUCUGUCAGAGCGACCAGCAACAGUCACGUGUUGGAAGAACUUUUAAAAGCAGGAGACACAACACAAGACGGCCACGUCUCCCUGCAGAGUUUCAUGGAGGGCAACACGGCGUCGCUGCGAGGGAUCAAUCAGACGCUGGCCUCCUACAGCAACACGAUCGAUCACCUCCAAUUAGACACCGCUUUGCUCCAGACGGAGAUGCAGGGUCAAGUGGAAAUCCAGGGGAAAACCCAGGUCAGCAUCAGUGCGCUGAAUAUCUCCGGGGCGCUUCAGUGGAACCUCCUGAGUACUCUGCAGAAGACGGUGGAAGACACGGGGCAGGCAGUCGAGAAGCUGAAGAAUAACUACCAAGUCCUGCAGCAGACGGCCUCAAACGCACAGAACAAAGCGGUGUGGCUCCAGGAAAAAGUCAAAUACCUUCAGGUCUUGGCAGCCAACAACUCAGCUUUGUCCAGAUCCAACGGAGAAACUCUGGACGAUAUCGGAGCUCAGCUAAGUACUCUCACAGGCCAAAUCCAAAACGCCUCAAUUCUCUCUGAGGGGCGUGACCAGACCCUGCGAGAGCUGAUGGACCACCAGAGAGACCAUUACAACGCCACCUCCAUGAAGUUUGAUCAAAUGGAAGCGCGGUUGGACAGACAUGAGAGUGAAAUGAAAGACAUAACCGCAAAUGUCACCUUUGCUGGGAACAUCCUCGGGACCAUCAUGUCCAACCUGAACGACCUGAGGUCUUGUGCCGAAACCGUAAUCAAACACACAGACCUGCUGGCGGCGCUCAAUAACAGCCUGGACGAGGCGAAGGCCGACGGUGUGGGGCUGCAAGCCCAGCAGGAUGAGCUGCUGACCAGACUGGACAAAGAGGUCAGAAACCUCUCCAUGGUGAUGGAGGAGAUGAAGGUGGUGGACAGCAUGCACUCGCAGCUCAUCACCAACUUCACCAUCCUGCGCGGUCCUCCAGGUCCACCAGGCCCAAAGGGUGCUAGAGGUCUCCAUGGUUUGAUAGGCCACCUUGGACCAAAAGGUGAGAAAGGAGACCAAGGGGUCAUUGGGAUGGUGGGUCCCAAAGGAGACAAAGGACUUAUGGGACCACAAGGUUCGGUGGGUCCAAAAGGUUUGCGAGGGAUUCCAGGGUUCCCAGGAAGUAAAGGAUCAAGGGGUCCUGGAGGUCGACCUGGAAGCCCUGGGGAUAAAGGUGAUCCUGGGGAGCCUGGUCUUCCUGGAAAAGAUGGACCGCCAGGAUUGCUGGGACAACAGGGGCCUCCAGGUCCUUCAGGGUUACCAGGACCAGCAGGGUUGGAGGGGCCUCGAGGACUUUCUGGACCCAUUGGCCCACCUGGUCCUCCAGGCCUCCCGGGGCUGCCCGCUCCAAUAUCUCCAGUGUCUGUGCAGCCUCAAGACCCCCCUCACGUCAUCAAACCCUCAGAACCAACUCCAGCUACGGUGCCUACAGAGAAAACCCAGACCUCAGUCUCUCAGGAGGCUCAGGUCCCAUCCAAGGUCCCACUUGUGUCCACCAAAAAAUCAGGAUGUCCAGACGGCUACUUGAGGUUCAGGAACAGCUGCUACUUCUUCUCCUCUGGUUCUCAGAGACUCAACUUUAAUGAGGCCAAACUCUUCUGUACCAACAUUUCAUCCCAUAUGGUCAUUAUCAAUAAUGAGGAGGAGCAGCAAUUUGUGAAAACUGUUGUUGCAAAGAGAGGCUAUUUCUGGUUGGGACUCACAGACCUGGAAGAGGAAAACGUCUGGAAGUGGGUGGAUGGAACAAAACCUGAAUACACCAUGUGGAAACCUGGUCAGCCGGAUAACUGGACCCAUGGUCAUGAGAAUGGAGAAGACUGUGCCGGCCUCAUCCACUUUGCCUACUGGAAUGACUUCUACUGCACUGAUCGCAUCGGCUACAUCUGUGAACGACCAGCUGACGAUAAAGGACCGACGGGAGACGCGUACCGGGAGAAGCAACCAUCAGCGAUGCCUCUCUUCACCACCAACCCUUUUGACCAAGAUGUCGAGAAAGCCACCAGUGAGAUGAACACGGCUGAGGACUGGGGCCUCAUCCUGGACAUAUGUGAUAAGAUAGGACAGUCACGCACAGGCCCUAAAGAAUGCCUCCGUUCUGUCAUGAGAAGAGUGAACCACAAGGAUCCCCACGUCGCUAUGCAAGCUCUGACCCUUCUCGGCGCUUGUGUCUCAAACUGUGGCAAAAUUUUCCACCUGGAGGUUUGCUCCAGGGAGUUCGCCAGUGAAGUCAGUAACGUCCUAAACAAGGGCCACCCGAAGGUGUGCGAGAAGCUGAAGGCCCUGAUGGUGGAGUGGGCCGAAGAUUUCCGCAACGAUCCGCAACUCAGCCUGAUUUCAGCCAUGAUCAAGAAUCUGCGCGAGCAGGGCGUCACCUUCCCCAUCGUGGGGUCCCAGGCUGCAGAGCAGGCCAAAGCCAGCCCAGCGUUGGUGGCGAAGGAUCCCUCCACGUCAACGAACAAAAAAGAGGAAGAAGACCUGGCUAAAGCGAUCGAGCUGUCGUUGAAGGAGCAGCGUCAGCAGCCGCAGGCGUCCCUCGCCAGCCUGUACCCAAACGCCUCCAGCCUGGUCUCCUCCCACAAGUCUGACGGCAGGAAAGUUCGAGCAAUCUACGACUUUGAGGCUGCCGAGGACAACGAGCUCACCUUCAAGUCUGGAGAGAUCAUCACUAUUUUAGAUGACAGUGACCCCAACUGGUGGAAAGGUGAAACGUACCAGGGAAUCGGAUUGUUCCCGUCCAACUUCGUGACUGCAGACCUCAGUGCUGAACCAGAGAUGAUGAAAACGGAGAAGAAGUCGGUUCAGUUCAGCGAGGAGAUCCAGGUGGAGACCAUCGAGCCGGAGCAGGAGCCCGUCUUCAUAGAUGAGGACAAAAUGGACCAGCUGCUGCAGAUGAUCCAGAGCGCGGAUCCAACAGAUAACCAGUCGGACAGCGUGGAGCUGCUGCAGCUGGAAGGUGCUUGUAACCAGAUGGGACCUCUCAUCGACCAGAAGCUGGAGGACAUAGACAGGAAACACUCGGAGCUGUCGGAGCUGAACGUGAAGGUGAUGGAAGCUCUGUCCUUGUAUGCCAAGCUGAUGAAUGAAGAUCCGGUCUACACCAUGUACGCCAAGCUGCAGACCCAGCAGUACUACAUGCAGCAGCAGCAGCCUGCCAGUGCCACGCAGCAGGUCUACCCCGGUCAGCCUCCAUCCGGGUCCUACGCCAUGAGCAGCGGCUACGCCGUUCCUCUGGAGCAGCUUCCCGCCGGAGCGCCCGUCCCCGCCCAGCCCGGCCCGGGUGACGUCCACAUGUACAUGGGCCAGCCACCCGUCUACACCGCCGCUCCUGGCAGCAUGGCGCCGCCGGACGUUCAGACGUACCCGAUCCCCGCCGGCGGCUCUGGCCCCGCCCCCGCAGGCAUGACGCACGCCGGGAGCUACAGCGGCCCUCCAGCCUCCAGCAUAGCGCCCCCCGCAGACAUGCCGCAGGGCCCGUACUCGGAGAAGGCCCUGCUAUAGGUUCCCCUCAGCACACGUACCCCCGUCUGGUUAAAGGUCGUUUUGACAGCGGCGCCAGACGCUUCCUAAACGGAGUAGACUAACACUGACAUCUGCUGCACUUUAUUCCACUCAGUAAACCUGAAACCUGAGCAGCCAUAACUCCUCCUCCAUCACCUGGUACAGGCAGCCGGGACGGGCGGAGACGUUUCCAUGGAAACGCUGCGUCCCAACUCCACACGAUGCUCAACGUGAUGGUUGAGGUUGCUAUGGAGACGGCGUUAUGGCUCCUCAUUGUUUCUCCCAGUUA
This is a messenger RNA of Oryzias melastigma (Indian medaka), 4533 nucleotides long. Its product is annotated as signal transducing adaptor molecule (SH3 domain and ITAM motif) 1. Gene Ontology annotation, biological process: protein transport to vacuole involved in ubiquitin-dependent protein catabolic process via the multivesicular body sorting pathway. The record is from RefSeq and is a predicted model, not a curated record. The coding region runs from base 366 to 4244 and encodes 1292 amino acids. Gene Ontology annotation, cellular component: ESCRT-0 complex. Lineage: Eukaryota; Metazoa; Chordata; Actinopteri; Beloniformes; Adrianichthyidae. The transcript is spliced from 23 exons. Gene Ontology annotation, molecular function: ubiquitin binding; phosphatidylinositol binding.